This is a messenger RNA of Neofelis nebulosa (Clouded leopard), 13545 nucleotides long. It is a transcript of the gene ACKR2, whose product is annotated as atypical chemokine receptor 2. Gene Ontology annotation, molecular function: chemokine binding; chemokine receptor activity; scavenger receptor activity. Gene Ontology annotation, cellular component: membrane. Gene Ontology annotation, biological process: G protein-coupled receptor signaling pathway; chemotaxis; immune response. The record is from RefSeq and is a predicted model, not a curated record. The transcript is spliced from 6 exons. Lineage: Eukaryota; Metazoa; Chordata; Mammalia; Carnivora; Felidae. The coding region runs from base 7918 to 9078 and encodes 386 amino acids.
GUGGAGCCUCUCGUGGAGCCCUUGGGGCUUGCACUCUGGUGGGGGGCAGCCAUUGGUUGCAAGCAUGGGGUCACUAGAGCGGUGGUCUGACCCAGAACAGGGGAGGUUUCUCUGAGGAAGGCAGUGUCUUGGGGUGACAGUGAACUUCCAGGGAGGAAGCCUCUAGUUUGUUCGUAUGAUAGAUAACCAGCAUCUGGCGAGCUGAUGCAAAGCGUCAACUGUGCCGUAGGGAAUAUAUCUGUGACUAAAUUAGAAUCUCUUAAUGUUGCCGUGAAGUGAGACAGGUUGCCAAUGUUGUAUCACACAGGUAGGAACCAAGUGCCGUGAGCUCCGGAUUCUGAAACUCUUUUUGUCUCAUGAUUGAGUUAAGACACACGUAGGAAACAUUCGUGUUAUAUAUGCUGAAUUUAAAACGUCAUACCUUGGUUUUAUUAUGGUAUGGCUUUCAGCUACUUGAAGGCACCUACUUGGUCUGGUUCACGCCCAUAUUUCCUGGAAGAGCCUUGGAGCUCAGCUCAGUAGGAGCCCAGUGAUGUUAAAUGAAGACAUAAGUGAUGCAGUAAUUGUAGGGCUUCAAAAAUAAGGGGAUAACCAGAGACUUAUUUAGGAUAAUUAAAAUGACAAAAGAGCCUGAGGGACUUCAAUAUGAAGGUAAACCCGAAGUCAUUAAGCCCCGUGAUUCUGGAAAUACAAAGGCUAAUAGCAGCAGGGAGCUGAGCGUAUUCAUUCCUGAAGGGGAUUUGUACAAAUCAAAGGAAUGUUAGCUUCAUUUGCACAUUUCCAGAGAAAGAGAUUUGGGAUCUGAGAGACUUGAGUGCCAGCCUCAGGCUAGCCACAAAGUAGUCUUGACCUUGGGUUUUACUUCUCAAAACUUCACUUUCUUCAUCUGUGAAAUGGGGGUAACAGUGGUGCGGUUAAUGAGGAAAAUGUAGGUAGAGUGUUAGCACAGUGCCUGGCAUGAGAAGUGUGCACUCUUACUUUAAAAGUUCCUGUGCUGUGUGCAUUGUGUGGAAAGAGGCAGACCCUGCCCUAGUUGUAUGAGAAAUUAUCUCUUUCUGAUUGGUAUAUAGAAGCCAGAUCUUGGUAAAUGAUAAUGAUAAAUAUCUGAAAUAAUCAAUGCAGAAGAUUUUUUAAUGGAGGUUAUUCUGUUAUACUUCUUUCCGUGUUGUGUUACAAGAAAACAGCAGUGACAGCUGAAAAACCAUUACGUCUUUCAUCAUGCAGACCUAAUUGAUAGCAAAUGUACAUCAUGUAUUAUUCUCUGUCACUUAGAAGUAUAAUUGAUGCAGAAGACUUUAAAAAAUUAUUUGGGUUCUCAUGCAUUAAACUGACCUACUUGUAAUUUAUAGAAGGAAAGACAGCACAAGAAGUGUCUGCCUAAUUUGCUAAUUUCUGCCCUUUGGAGAGCCUUUGUAACUUAUGUUCUAAGUAGAGGUUUACACACGAUCAAUCGUAUCUACUGUAGGAGAAAUGCGCUUCUAAACUCACGUCUAUUUAAGCUGAGGCCCAGUUUAAAGCUACACUACUCUUUUUUAUAUUCUUAAAACUACUUUGUGAUCUUUAUGGAAUUUUUUCUAAAAUUUUGAGAAAAUUGGUAAUAGCUACAGAAAUUUUAAAACCAGAGUUCAAAGUCACCUUCAGCAAUUACAUUUCUUGGUGUGUAUAUUUUGUUGGGUAUUGUACUGGAUUUAGAAGUUAAAGACUUAGUCCUUUCCCUGAGAUGAUUUACAGUCUGAGUAGGUAGAACGAAAAGAUACAGAAAAACACUAAAAACAGUCUAUGAUAAGUGGUUUCAACACAGCCUCAGGUAGAUACAGUGAGCGAGCAGUUUCAGAGAAGGCUUCUUGGGACUGGGGUUUGAGUGAGUAAGCUUUGAAGAAUGACUAGCUUGUAAAUAAAUGGGGAGACUAUUCCAGAAAGAGAAAACAGUGGGCAGAGGAAUAGCAGUAGACUAUGGGAUUGUAGCUCUCGCAUGGACAGUGAAUGGGGAAAUGGCAAAAUUUGUGACUAAAGCAGAGUCAGAAUGAUGGGAAGUAGGCUUAAGCUACAUUGGGAAGGACUUUAAAUGCUAAUUAAAGAAGUUGCACAGUAUUCUAUCAGGUGGCCCUUGAAGGUUUGGGAGUAGGAUGUUGACCAGAAUAGUUAGAAUAUAUUUGAGGUAGAUGAUAGUGUAGUAGAAUGGUUAGAAAGGGAAUAUCAGAAAGUUAAAACCCAUUCAGUGUUUAGCUCAUUAUAUUAUUUGUAUUGAAGCCGUAUCCGUGGUCUUAAGGAUAUGGAAGGCUGCCACAUGCAGUGGCCUCAUCCCUCUACCUCCUUGACAAGAACCACUAUUUUGAAGCAACGAUAGUUCUUACAAAGCAGUUCCCAGGCAGAAUCGUCAGGGACCCAGACCAUCUUAAAACCCAUGUUAGAGGACUGCCCUGCAGGGCUACUCAAUAUGCCACAGCUCUGUACAUUUUACAUUUUGUAGAUUCAUGGAAUAGUACUUAAGGUGUUUGUUUUAAACAAAAGUAAACUUCCCAGGCACAUUAAUAACGUUUUAAAGUUUAUUUAUUUAUUUUGGUAGAGAGUGGGGGAGAGGCAGAGAGAGGAUCCCAAGCCAGCUCCAUGCUGUCAGCAUGGAGCCCGAUGCAGGGCUUGAACCCAGGAACCAUGAGAUCAUGGCCUGAGCUAAAGUCAGAGGCUUAACUGACUGAGCAACCCAGUGCACCAAAAGUUUUGUUUAAAACUAGGUAGGAGCUUUUAAAUAAACCAAGAUUCUGUGGCAAAAGGUAAUUGGGCCCCUUCCUGGACUGCUUAUUUAAGUCUAUCAAGUGUUUUAUAAGAAAUGCUAUUUUUCCCCCCAGAAGGAGCAGCUGCUAAUCGUAUCAGGCCACCAUGUUCUGCUCAGCAACAUUCUUCUUAAGAAGUACCAAGGGGGAAAAAUGUGGUGGAGUGGAAAGGGGACUGGCCUGUGUCCCCAGGACUGCUACAUGCAUGUAGUUGAGAGACACGGAUUUGAAUGCUGCCUUGAAUGUUUAUUACCAUUAUGACCUCAAACAAGUCAUUUAGCCUGUUGGAACCUCAACGUUUCAUCAACAAAAUGGGGAUAUUAGUAAGUUCCUUAGAGGGAUGCAUUGUAUGAUCUAAAUAACCCUAUUUAGGUCUAAAUAACCCUAUUUACCAAGAACAGUGCUUAGGAUAUAUCAGACACUCCGUACAUGAUAGUUCCCCUCUCUAAUUCAGUCCCCUUCCUCUUGCUGCCAUAUUCCUAAGCACUAGCCAGCAAUGCAACCUUAAAUCACUUUUCUUUUCUAGACCUCUAAAUGUCCUGAACUGUGCCAUUAAGUCACACUUUUCAUUUAUCUUUGCUCAGCCUCACCUUCCAUUCCCCUGAUAUCCCCACUAACCCUUUUCACUGAGAGCACUGAGAACUUCUCUUACCUCUUCCUUUGCUCCCACAUCUGGACUUACCUGCAUCCACCUCAGUCAUUUCUUCUGGUCUUGAGUGCCUUCCUCCCACUGAACACCAAUUCCUGUACUAGAUUCCAUCAUUUCUUGCCACCUCAUCUAUCAAUUGUUUGCUCUCUCUGUAAUUGUGUUUGCUCUCUCUUGUUAUGGGCUUUUCCUACCCAAGACUCUUCUACUUAUAGAAAAAGUCCCUUCCUAGCUCCUUCAUCCUUCCUGUAGUUAUUUUUCUAUUUUCUCUCUCCCAGGUUUAGGAGGAAAAAAAAUAUGUGUGUUAUUUCCAUAUCACUCUUUGCUCAACCCACAGGUCUCUAUUACUGUCACUACUAAGACUACAAUAGUGAAGAACAUCUACUCUCUUUUUUCCUCUUGGGAUCAUCUCAUGUACCCUCAUGGUUUUUUACUGUCGUCUGUAUACUGAUGCUCUCUUCUCUCUCUGCCAUACUUCUUACCUGAGCUGUAGAACCCUACACUCAGUUGUGUGUUGGACAUCUCUACCUCAGUAUUCCACAGAUUCUACAACAUGUCCAUAAGUGAACUGGAUUAAUCAUCUCUUUCCCCUCCUUCCCCCUGCUGUGGACACUCCCCUCCCAAUAAGCCUGCACUUUCUCCUAAAUUCCCUGACUUGGCUGGUGGAACGGCUAUCCAUCCCAUUAACCAAAUAUGAAACCUGGGUAAAUCCCUGACACAACUACCUCCUUUCUCCACAUCCAGCCCAUGACAUCUGAGCAGAGGACUGAACGACGAGGGGCCAGCCCUAUGAAGCUCUGUGGGGAGAUCUAAGGCAGGGAUGGCACUCUGCCUUUGCUCUCAUGGUAUUCUGCUCUGACCACACUGGCCCAGAUUUGCCUGACUCCUGUAUGCAGUGAUGUUAAGAGGAUUAUUUAUACAGGAAAACUUUUUAAAAAAAUUUUUUUAAUGUAUAUUUAUUUUUUAGAGGGGGGAGGGGCAGAGAGACAGAACCCAAAGCAGGCUCCAGGCUCUGGAGUGCGAGUGGGGGAGGGGCAGCCUGCUUCAGAUUCUGUGAUUCUUCAGAUUCUCCCCUGCUUGCUCGUGCUUGCACUCUCUCUCUCAAAUAAAUAAACAUUUCAAAAAAUUUAUAUAAUUUUAUAUUCCAUAUAGUUUGUUGUUAAAUAUGCCCUUCAGUAGAGAAUAUUCGGUUUUAUAUCUUGAUUUUUUAAGUUAGAAAACUUACAAUCUUAUAUAAUCUAUAUAACUAAAAAGAUUGACUUAUUUUUAUGAUCUGUAUUUGCACAAGUAUGUUAAUAGGUUAUACAAAAACAGAAUUGAUCACUGGAAGCAAAAGCUUUCUGUUUAUCCCAGGCAAACAACUCUUUCCACCAGGAGGGAUAAACAUAAUUUUCUGCGUGGGCUCCCUAGCUGCUUCCUGGCACUCGAUAUGAUGUUGAGUACUGUGGUCACAUGUGAACAUUGGGUUACAAGCACCCUGGCAGGAGAGCCUCUGUUACGUGUAUCUUUGUACCACCCACAAUGCUAACCUAGUGGUGUCCUGCACAUAAGCCUCCAGUAGAUAGUGGCUGAAUGACUCACUGUUGUCUCUCUGCAGAGGUCAGUUCCUCAGUUCAGUGACGCAGGUUGCAUUUCAGCUACUGGGGCUGCAAUAUCCAGGUGGGGGCUGUGGACUCCUGUAGCCUCUUAAUUCUCUUGAUCACCCACCGUUUACACAGUUGCCCUUUCAGAACCCUCCUCCCUUCUCCCCCACUGCUUUGGAUGGUGAUUGCUUCUCUUCCUCCCCUUACUCUAUAUCUCUCAGCCAUGAUUUAGGGCCAUUUUUACAGUCUGCUCAUUCCCUGAGAAUGAGGUACCUCUUCUGGGAGAUACUGCCAUCCUCAAUGGCACUGCAAAUAGGUUUGUGUUGACUGAUCUCCAGGCUCUCCAAGUCAUUUUGCCCUUAUCCUGAUUACAAGGCACCAUCUGUCUCCAUGGCUUAAUGAAUCGAGGGCUCAUAAAUAUAGCUGAUAUCUAAAUUAGUUCCAAAUCACAGUGAAGAAAGGAUAAUAGUCUCCUUCGCCAGAGAUGGGUGGGCAAUUACUUUUAUAGCUUUGGAGAAAAAUGGAUUAUGCAGAUACUUCCCUCAAAUUGGUGGCCCUGAGUCACUGUCCCUAUAUGCCGAUGCUUUUGCUCAGGGACAGUAACUUGCCUGCCCUGUUUCAGGAGAAAUAGAAAGAUUAUCUACCUGACCCAAGUUCACUCAGUGAAUCAGCAGUCAGAUUCUAGCCAUCAUAGUCCUUCUGCUACUUUGGCUUAUGAGGGUCAAAAGAAUUUUUCAAGCAUGAAGAAUAUUAAAAUAACCGUUAAAAAACUGACCUAGUAACCUUGGCCUGUUGCCUAAUGCAGUAUGGCUGAUAAGAAGGAAAUCCCUUGCAGUGAGAUGGCUGAGUGUUAAGUGUACUACACAGGUUGUGAUUUUUCUAGAAAUUGCGGGGGCGGGGGGUGCUGUUAAACAGUUUUAAAAGAUCUAUUGCCAUUUCUGGUGAAUUUGUUCCUACAGUCAGUGGGAUCUGGAAUCCUUGAGAUCCAUGGGCUACAGUGAGUGAGUUGUCUCUGGCCUCCCCCUUACCUGCAAGUAUUUUACACCAGAAGGAAGCAGAACCACAUGCAGCUACCCAAACAGCCUGUGCUACACCAACACAUAUGCUCACUGCCUACCAUUCUCUAGGCACAUUGCCAUACACUUGACAUAUCCACGUCUCUGAUCAUUAAAGCAGCUUUAUCACGUAAAUAUUAUUAUCCCCAUUUUAUACGUGAGGAACCUGGGGAUCAACAUAAUUAAGUAAUUUUCAUGGGUUUCCAUUGAGGCAGAGGCAGGAUUUGAACCCAGUCCUGUUUAGCUCAUGUUGUUUCUGCAAUGCUUCCUUGCCGUUCAGUGCAUUUUUUUGCCCUCCCUAUGCUUAUUCUCUGUCUCCUCUUCUGUUUCCCUUUCAGAAUCCUUAUCAAUCACAAGGGUUUUUUGAAAUAUAAAAAUGUGUGUAUAUAUUAUAUGUACAUAUAUGAUAUAUUCACAACACAUGUACUUUUAUAUCUAUAUACCCAUAUAGAUGUAGAUAUUUAUAGACAGAUAUAAAUAGAUAUAUAGAUGUAUAUAACAUUAAAUGAGGAAAGAUAUACCCCUCAAAUGUUAAUGGUUGUUUUAUCUGAGUAGUAGAAUAAUUUGUGAUUUUCAUUUUUUCUUUGUGUUUUUGUGUCUUUCUCAAACUAGUAUUAUUGUCAUCAGGAAACAGUUUUUUAAAUCUUUCACAUCCUUUCAAAUUCAUAUGCUACUACCUUUGUGAGUAAAAUCUUUCCUGAUCUCCACACUAAUGCUACUUUCUCUUUUGAAACACACUCUCCCCAGCACUUUUUUUGGUAAGAUUAGUUACUUAUUUUGAGAGAGAGAGGGAGGGGGAGUUGCAGAGAGAGAGGAGAGAGAAAACCUCAGGCAGGCUCCAAACUGCCAGCGCAGAACUCAGUGCGGGGCUCAGACCCAUGAACUGUGAGCCCAUGACCUGAACUGAAAUCAAGAGUACGAUGCUUAACCGGCAAGAGCCACCCAGGCGCCACUCCCCAGCACUUUUAUUGUCUUGGGUCAUUUCCAGCAUUUUGCUUUGUAUUCUGUGUAACUGCAGGUCCCCAGGUCCCACAAAUUGAUAGAGGAAAGGAGUCGGGGAGGCACAGCUAAUGAUAAAAAAGGUAACGGAAUAGCUGUUGCUCCAUUAGGAAAGCUAGAAUCUUCCUGCUGUAUCCACUAUAUCCCAGACUUUUUGGUCUCAUCCCCUCCCUGUGGUCCUGGCCAUGUCUCUUCCACAUUGCUGUUCCUAUGACCUGAGUCAGCCAUGAUGCUCACUCUGUGUGUGAUGCUGUCCCCUCUCCUUCACUUGGUACCAAGCUAGGCCCCAUUAUUCCAUCAGCCUCACACCAUCUAGACUGUGCCUCUACCCUUCAUCACUUUGCUGAAGUGGGACCAUCUCCCACCCAGGAAGGCCUGUCUGCAGCAACCAGAACUGGAAGCCUGGUGGCCUGCUUGACAUGCCCUGUGCUUGGGUAGACAAGCAGAAGCAACCCUGCUUGGGCUGUCAUCAGUCCACCGUGUCCUCUUCUAAGCCUCUCCAUUAACUUCUUGGACAGGAGCUGAGGACCAGUCAACUUUGUACACUCUGUGCACUCUGAAGCAGCUCUUAACAUAGGAUGGUCUCAGACUCCUCAGACUCCUCAAAAUCAAGUGUACCUAUUUCUCCUCAGGCUAGAUAGCCCAGGUCACCCUGGACAUCAUACAGCACAUAUGUUCUAGCAGGAUAUGAAAAGGAAUUUUAAGAAAGAACCCAGAUGGCAGGAGUCUUAUGACAUUCUCUUGACCAUUCCCAUGACUCUAUGGGGCUCUAGACCAUCCUUGAGGAUACAAGAGUGACAAGCCACAACUACAUCAAAAUUUGUAGCAAAUAAGAGCUCCAGAACUGGGCGUGUCCUCCUGACAUGGCCUCCACCGCCUCCCCUCUGCCGCCUACCACUGAGGUUGCCAGUUCUGAGAACAGCAGCUCCUUCUAUGACUACGAGUACUACCUGGACAGUGUGGCCUUCAUGCUCUGCCGGAAGGAUGAGGUGAUGUCCUUUAGCAGGAUCUUCCUGCCAGUCUUCUACAGCCUGAUCUUUGUGCUGGGUUUGGGCGGAAACCUCUUUCUUCUAGUGGUCUUGCUCCGGUACAUGCCUCGCAGGCGGAUGACUGAGGUCUAUCUGCUGAACCUGGCCAUCUCCAACCUCCUGUUUGUGGUGACACUGCCUUUCUGGGGCAUCUCUGUGGCCUGGCAUUGGGUCUUUGGGAGUUUCUUAUGCAAGAUGGUGAGCACCCUCUAUACCAUCAACUUCUACAGUGGCAUCUUCUUCAUUAGCUACAUGAGCCUGGACAAGUACCUGGAGAUCGUCCACACUCAGCCCCACCACAGACUGAGGACCCGGGCCAAAAGUCUGCUCCUGGCUGCCAUGGUAUGGACUGUGGCCCUGGCUGUCUCCAUCCCUGACAUGGUCUUUGUGCAGACACAUGAAAACCCCACAGGCGUGUGGAACUGCUAUGCAGAUUUCGGAGGACAUGGGACCAUCUGGAAGCUCUUUCUCCGUUUCCAGCAGAACCUCCUGGGGUUUCUCCUUCCACUCCUUGUCAUGAUCUUCUUCUACUCCCGCAUUGGCUCUGUGCUGGUCAGGCUGAGGCCCCCAGGCCAGGGCCGGGCUCUGAAGAUAGUCGUAGCCCUUGUGGUGGCCUUCUUUGUGCUGUGGUUCCCAUACAACCUCACCUUGUUUCUGCACUCACUGCUGGACCUGCAAGUCUUUGGGGACUGCAAGGUUAGCCAGCACUUAGACUAUGCCCUGCAGGUGACAGAGAGCAUUGCCUUCCUUCACUGCUGCCUCACCCCCAUUCUCUAUGCCUUCUCCAGCCGCCACUUCCGCGGGUACCUGAAGGCUUUCCUCAUCACUGUGCUCCGGCACAACCAGGCACCUCGCCCUGCACAGGCCCCACUGUCCAGCUGUUCUGAGAGUAGCACGCUCACUGCCCAAGAAGAAAUGACUGGCAUGAAUGACCUUGGGGAGAGGCAGGCUGAGCACUCCCCCGACAUGAAUGACACGGGAGAAAAUGAAGCCUGAGUGGCCAUACCACAGUCUGGUGAGAGUGGAUGGGACCCAGCUCAGUUGGGCAUCCACCCAAAGUCCUCUCUUCAAGGGCCUCAUGGACCAUGUUGUCAAACCCAGUGGUCAGUUCUCCGUUCUCAACCAUCAGCAGCAUUUACUUACUCCUGCCUCUUCCUUUCACUUUCUUUAUUGCCUUCCAGGAAAUCAUACUCUCUUGCAUGAAUCGCUACAGUAGUGUCCUAACUGACCUCUGUGCUUCUUAUCAUCAUGCUAUGUCCUGUCACCUAAUCUGCUCCCAGCAGCCAGCAUGAUCACCCACCCUCAGCCAUCACUGCCGUCUUCCUCAGAGUAGUCCAAGGCUUGCCACCCACCAGUGUGCCCUCUUCCCGGUAGCUCAGCUGGGAAAAUACUGUUGCAGUAUCGUUUGAUGUCACAGCUCUGAUGGCACUGCCAAGGGUCUGGCAAGCCGGAGGGCCUGGAAGUGCCCCACCUGGGGAACUUCCCAGGAACAUGAGAGUCAGCAGGGGGGACGCCAGGUGAACAUGGCAGUCCAGGAGGCUCUUCCUUCUUGUGCUUCCCGUGCCCCUCUCUGGAGCCUUCAAGGGUCCCUGGGGCCUGCACAAUCAAGUCUAAAUUUUUCGUCUGGCUUCAGGGCUGGAGCUUUCACACGUAGAAUCCCAUACGCCAUCUUACCUUUAUAGUCCGUCAUUCCUUUUCACUUCCUGGACACCAGGUACCCCUUGUCUCUUACACAUUCCCACCUCUAUGUUUUGUGCUUGCCCACUUUCUUGUGUAACAGGGAUCAUUUUUUCAGCCAGCUGUCUCCUCAUCCUUGUUCUUUAGCUGUCUCUCCUAAGGCCCCAGAGUCCCACUGUCAGGAAGGACUCUGAGCUCCAUUGGUGCCCUGGGAAAUGAAGCUCUGUAUCUGAAGGUGAUGAUUUGUUUGAGGAUGUGGGGGAGUGGGGUUCUAUUUUGGAGCUCCUGAAAUCUGGUGCACAAGGGACCUCAGUCCUGCCCACAUAGCAGCCUGACUGAUGAGAUACAGCCUGAGCUGUACCAACUGGGUCUAGGUACCCAGAGUCUCUGACAUCGGAUCCAUGAUGCAUAGAUGAGAUGGGAUAAGGUAUGCCAGCCAAGGGACACCUAGCAGGGCUUAUCCCCAGCACUGGCAGAUGUGUGUACGUGUAGUCUAUGUGCACAUGUCUGUGUUGCUGUGUGGGCUGUGCAUAGUACAUAUAGCUAUGUGGAUCUGACAUGAAUGUGUCACUGUGUCCUAUGGGCCUUGUGUCUGUGUGUUCCUAUGUGUCUUUCUCUAGCUGUGUAAGUGUGGGUAUGUGCUCUCUGCAAACAACAGGUAUAUAAGAAGUGCCCUGAAGCCAGUGCCCAAGGGGCAGGGGAAAGGGUGGCCACCAGUGACCCCUCGAUCCCUCUCACUGUCCUAGUUGCCAUGUACUGCAGCUGACCAUAGCAAGGGCUCUGACUACAGCACAGAAGGCACUGGUCAGGAAGCAAGUUGGAGCUGGGCUCUCACAGCCCAGGCCAGGACAGAGACCUCUUCAUCCUGACCUUACUUCCCAGUCCGCACCUCGGUUCCUCCUGCUGCUCUCCGUCUGCCCACCCAAAGGCCUAGUUUGCUGGCUACACUGCUCACGCCUUUCCAGGAAAGCUCCCAGGAUUCUCUUGGUCCUCAGACUCUGUGGCAAGAUGGACUCUUCCCCUGGCUGACCCAGGGAGAGGGACAGGCAUGGCUCUGCCUCUACCCUGUGAAAUGUGGUUUGAGGGUUUACAGCUAUUACUGCUUAUGGAAAAAAUAUUUUUCUUUCCCAGGUACCUGCAGUUCCACCUUUGGCAUGCCAUCUCUGAUCUUACUUUGUGAUAGGCUAUCCUUAGAGAAUACACAUAGUGGGCUUUUCUUUGAGGGAGAAAAAAAUUUGGUGCAGAAAUGAGGAUUUGGGGGUCAGGACUGUUGUGUCAGGACAGGUAGUGAUUAGAUGUAUCCUUGGGGGUCUCAAUCUUCCUACUGCCUCAGGGUCCUUGCUAGGGAAGGAAGGGUGGUCCUUGCAGAGAGUGUGUCCAGUCCCCAUGCAAGGGGCGUAGGACUACAGGUGCCAUGGGCCCCUCCUGUGCCCGCAGCUGGGCAUUGGCCCCUACAUGCACACUAUAAUCCUGGGUGCUCACUGCUUCCUGGGAGGCCUGUUGUUAUGGGCUGUGGGACGGUAUACUUGUAGUCACCCCACACCUCUGACCCACUGAGGCUUCCCUUGGUCCCAGGUAUACCCUCAAACAUGCAGUUCCUGGGAGAUCACUCUCAGUUGAGACCUCUUGGUCUUGACUUAAUGGAUUUGGGCCCUCAGUCCUGCCCCCCAGCCUGUUGACAGGCCAGGCCCUUGGUCUAGAUGUCUUUGGGUAUAGGGAAAAUGAGGGUGUGUAGCACCUGAGCAGUGCCCAGGAGGUGUGUGAAGGCCCUGCAUCUUUGCCUGUAUCCCAAUACCUGCUCUGGCACAGGGCCUGGCUGUGUGGGGAGGUCAUUGAUAAGCUCUCCAUGGUGGUUUCUAGCCUCUCAGUCCCCUUCUCCCUCCCCUGUUCUCCCUGUGUGUCUCUUCUUGUGCUCCUGGCCCCUUGUGGGAUAGGUUAGGAUAUCCUGGCUUCUCCAAGGCAGUCAGAGCUCUGUCAGGCUCUAGACAGAGGUUGUCAUUUGGGGGCAGUUAGACCCAGAGGAAGGCAGACUCUGGCCCACGGUCACAUAGCUAGUGGGGACAGACUCCUGCCUCCAGCCCCAGCCCCAGCCCCAGCCCUUGCCUGAGUUACUCUAAUAGCCUGUUAUCUUGGCAAAACUCAGGGCAGAACAGCCAGCCUCAAAAAAAUGCAAGAGGCCAGUCACAGAUUUGGGAGAGGUGAGUGGAGAGAAGCCCCACUAGGCAUCCUUGCAGGGGGGUCUCUGCUGCCCGGCCUCCCUUCUCCAGGACCCUACGCCAGCUCCCAGUCACUGCUCCUCCUGUCCCAGCCCCAGCCGCAGCCAUGCCCUGCCAUCAGCCAGCUGUGGCUCUGGUAGCAGCACUCCCAGCCCUGGUAGGCAGGCCUGGCAAUGGGACUGUCUCCAUUUCACAUGCCAGGAAGCUGAGUGAGGCCAGGGAGGGGAAGGAAAUGAUUUGAGGACAUGAAGUAAAGUAGCUGAGACUGAGCCAAUUUUCUAUCAUUUAAUCUCCAUUUAGGGAAUUGGGGGUCAGGGAUGAAGUAAUAAGAUACCAAGCCCUGUGGGCUGCGGUCCGGGGGAGGGGGCAGGAGGAGGAAAGCAGGAAACAGAGAGCAACAACAAGUAACAGAUGUGCUGGGACACAAGCUGUGUCAGGGGAGCCUCAGGGGAGGAAGCCCAUUUCUGGCCAGAGACUGGAAUGGGUGAGAUCCAGGAAGGCCUCCAGGUUGGCAGUAAAAAGCAAGCAACUGUACUUUCCAGACAGUUCCACUGGAGAAAGUUGGCAAGGCUGAAUUGCAUGGAUUGAACAUUUGGGAUCAACUGUGGCAAAAUUUAAAUGUUAGGUGCACGGAGGCGACGGGGAACCAGAAAAGUGAAAGUGUGACAGGCAAAAGGUCUGGCGAAAGGUCUCUGGCAAGCUGGGUGCACAGAGGGCCAGGCAGGCCUGGUGUGCAGAGUGCUGAGUCAUAGGAAUGGCAGUGGGGCUGGGGAAAAGAGGACAGUUUCGGAGGCACGACAGAGGGUUGAACUGACAGAACUGGGGCCUGAUUGUAUGUGGGUGAGAGUGGGGAGGAGAUCAGGUUUCUCCCAGAUCUGUCCUGGGGGAUGGGGUGGGUGGUGGUGUCCUGAGCAGAGGCAGGCAGUGUAAUCCGGAGAAGGAGGUGGUUCAGGACAGAGGUGGGGAGACAGAUGCUGAGUUCUGUGUGGGCCAAACUGAGUCAGAGGUGCUGUGGGACCCCAGCGGGGAGAUUGAGGGUCUGGAAGUAGGAGAGAGCUCUGAACUCACCUGUGGUUGUGGAGACCACAGGGGGGGUUGAGACCACCCUGAGGUGGGAGUGUGGAGGGGAGACAAGGGCACUGAGGGGGGGGGGGGGCUUGAAUAACUCCUAUGUGAAAGGCAGCGUUUCUCCAGACCUGCUCUAUCUAAUUCAGGAGCCACUAGCCACAUGUGGUUGGUGAGCACUAGAAUGUGGCUAGUCUGAAGUGAGAUACACUGUAAGGGUAAAAAGUACGUACCAGAUUUUGAAGGCAACACACACACAAAAAGAAAUUUAAAAAAAGAUAUAGAUAUAUAUAUAUAUAUUUUUUUACUAAUGUUUUAUAUACAUAGUUUGUCCCAAUGUUACUAAAAAAUACAUAUUUUUACUAAUGUUCUUAUACUGACAUAUUGAAAUGCUAAUAUUUUUGAUCUAUUGGGCUAUAAGUAUAUUAUAAACAUUAACUUCACCUGUUUCUUUUUACCUUCUAAAAAAAAUGUAUCAACUAGGAAAUUAAAAAUUACACAUGUG